This is a messenger RNA of Venustampulla echinocandica, 213 nucleotides long. RefSeq lists its product as uncharacterized. Bases 1 to 213 code for a protein of 70 amino acids. The record is from RefSeq and is a predicted model, not a curated record. NCBI's taxonomy places the organism in Eukaryota, Fungi, Ascomycota, Leotiomycetes, Helotiales, Pleuroascaceae. The transcript has 3 exons.
AUGACUGGUGCGUCUAAGAUGCCACAGAAGGUCUCUCUUUUUGUCCUAGAACACACACCCGACACUAGCCAAGAGGACAGACAGAGCAACUCGAGCCACAAGCGCCAGCUGUUAACUACCACCUUAAAGAAGUACGCUGCAACUAUUACAGACGAGUAUCUUCUGAAAUUCGAUGAUCCGUAUCACAGCAGCAGUGGAAAGAGCCUCUCGUAG